Eptesicus fuscus (big brown bat) is the source of this 3518-nucleotide messenger RNA. RefSeq names its product zinc finger protein X-linked (gene ZFX). Gene Ontology annotation, molecular function: DNA-binding transcription factor activity, RNA polymerase II-specific; RNA polymerase II transcription regulatory region sequence-specific DNA binding; metal ion binding. The transcript has 9 exons. The record is from RefSeq and is a predicted model, not a curated record. Gene Ontology annotation, cellular component: nucleus. Lineage: Eukaryota; Metazoa; Chordata; Mammalia; Chiroptera; Vespertilionidae. Gene Ontology annotation, biological process: regulation of transcription by RNA polymerase II. The coding region runs from base 726 to 3116 and encodes 796 amino acids.
GAGGCGGCGGCAGCGGCGCGUGUGUAGCGGUGGCGGGCGGGAGCGCGGAGGAGGUGGAAAGAAGGGGGGGCGCUGUCACGGAGACCCCGUCGCAGCGAGGCCCACUAGGCUUCCCGGCCGCGGGGCGUAUGCUUCGCCGACCCGGGGCUCCAGGGGGACCCACCGGGCGGAGGAGGGGGCCUCUCUACCCUUCCGCAUUUUCCUGGGUCUCUCUCCCGGGCGGUGACGUGACGUGCUGACGGCGGGCCCGUGCCGGGGAGCUGGGCCGCUUUUUGUCAGCUCCGAGCUCGGCCCCUCCUCCCUCCCUCCGCCCGCCCCACCAGCCGGAGCCCGGCCCAGUGCUCCAGAGAAAGGCCGGCCUGCAGUACCCGCCACCGUCGCCGCCCGCCCGCACGCCCGUCCGCACUGCCAGUAACUUGCCUAUGUUAUUAAGAUUUUCAAAUAGUUCAUUUCUUUUAAAAAUAUAUUUUUUUGUUGAUUUCAGAGAGAGGAAGGGAGAGAGAGAAACAUCAAUGAUGAGAGAGUCUCUUUGAUCGGCUGCCUUCAGCAUUACCCUCACCCCCAUUGGGGAUCGAGCCUGCAACCCAGGCAUGUGUCCUGACGAGAAUCGAACCCUGACUUCCUGGUUCGUGGGUUGACAGCCACACCGGCCGGGCUCAAAUAGUUCUUAUUGACCCUUUGUGUUUCUGCUCAUUUGGAGCUGUGACUGAUGAAAAUUAAAGGCCAUGGAUGAAGAUGGACUUGAAUUACAACCACAAGAGCCAAAUUCAUUUUUUGCUGCAACAGGAACUGAUGCUGCACACAUGGAUGGUGAUCAAAUUGUUGUGGAAGUUCAAGAAACCGUUUUUGUUUCAGAUGUUGUGGAUUCAGACAUAACUGUGCAUAACUUUGUUCCUGAUGACCCAGACUCAGUUGUAAUCCAAGAUGUUAUCGAGGACGUUGUCAUAGAAGAUGUUCAGUGCCCAGAUAUCAUGGAAGAAGCAGAUGUAUCGGAAACGGUCAUCAUUCCUGAGCAAGUGCUGGACUCAGAUGUAACUGAAGAAGUUUCUUUAGAACAUUGCACAGUCCCAGAUGAUGUUUUAGCUUCCGAUAUUACUUCAUCAAUGUCUAUACCAGAACACGUCUUGACAAGUGAAUCUAUACAUGUGUCUGACGUUGGACACGUUGAACAUGUGGUUCAUGAUAGUGUAGUUGAGGCAGAAAUUGUCACUGAUCCUCUGACAACAGAUGUAGUUUCAGAAGAAGUAUUGGUAGCAGAUUGUGCCUCGGAAGCAGUCAUAGAUGCCAAUGGGAUCCCCGUGGACCAGCAAGAUGAUGACAAGAACAACUGUGAGGACUACCUUAUGAUUUCCUUGGAUGAUGCUGGCAAAAUAGAACAUGGUGGUUCCUCUGGAAUGGCAGAGUCGGAAAUUGAUCCUUGUAAAGUGGAUGGUUCUUGCCCUGAAGUCAUCAAGGUGUACAUUUUUAAAGCUGACCCUGGAGAGGAUGACUUAGGUGGCACCGUAGACAUUGUGGAGAGUGAGCCUGAAAAUGACCAUGGAGUUGAACUACUUGAUCAGAAUAGCAGUAUUCGUGUGCCAAGGGAAAAGAUGGUUUAUAUGACUGUCAAUGACUCUCAGCAAGAAGAUGAAGAUCUAAAUGUUGCUGAAAUUGCUGAUGAAGUGUAUAUGGAAGUGAUCGUAGGAGAAGAGGAUGCCGCUGCAGCAGCCGCAGCAGCCGCCGCACACGAACAGCAAAUCGAUGACAAUGAAAUCAAAACCUUCAUGCCAAUAGCGUGGGCAGCAGCUUACGGUAAUAAUUCUGAUGGAAUUGAAAACCGGAAUGGCACUGCAAGUGCCCUCUUGCACAUAGAUGAGUCUGCUGGGCUCGGCAGACUGGCUAAACAAAAACCAAAGAAAAGGAGAAGACCUGAUUCCAGGCAGUACCAAACAGCAAUAAUAAUUGGCCCUGAUGGACAUCCCAUAACUGUCUAUCCUUGCAUGAUUUGUGGGAAAAAGUUUAAGUCCAGAGGUUUUUUGAAAAGGCACAUGAAAAACCAUCCUGAACACCUUGCCAAGAAGAAGUACCGCUGUACUGACUGUGAUUACACUACCAACAAGAAGAUAAGUUUACACAACCACCUGGAGAGCCACAAGCUGACCAGCAAGACAGAGAAGGCCAUCGAAUGCGAUGAAUGUGGGAAGCAUUUCUCUCACGCUGGGGCUUUGUUUACUCACAAAAUGGUGCAUAAGGAAAAAGGAGCCAACAAAAUGUACAAGUGUAAAUUUUGUGAAUAUGAAACAGCUGAACAAGGGUUAUUGAAUCGCCACCUUUUGGCGGUCCACAGCAAGAACUUUCCUCAUAUCUGCGUGGAGUGCGGUAAAGGUUUUCGUCACCCCUCAGAGCUCAAAAAGCACAUGCGCAUCCAUACCGGGGAGAAGCCGUACCAAUGCCAGUACUGCGAAUACAGGUCUGCAGACUCUUCUAACUUGAAAACGCACGUUAAAACUAAGCAUAGUAAAGAGAUGCCAUUCAAGUGUGACAUUUGUCUUCUGACUUUCUCAGAUACCAAAGAGGUGCAGCAACAUGCUCUUAUUCACCAAGAAAGCAAAACACACCAGUGUUUGCAUUGCGACCACAAGAGUUCAAACUCGAGUGAUUUGAAACGACACAUAAUUUCAGUUCACACGAAGGACUACCCCCAUAAGUGUGACAUGUGUGAUAAAGGCUUUCAUAGGCCCUCAGAACUUAAGAAACACGUGGCUGCCCACAAGGGUAAAAAAAUGCACCAGUGUAGACAUUGUGACUUUAAGAUUGCAGAUCCAUUUGUUCUAAGUCGCCAUAUUCUCUCGGUUCACACAAAAGAUCUUCCGUUUAGGUGCAAGAGAUGUAGAAAGGGAUUUAGGCAGCAGAAUGAGCUUAAAAAGCAUAUGAAGACACACAGUGGCAGGAAGGUGUAUCAGUGUGAGUACUGUGAGUAUAGCACUACAGAUGCCUCAGGCUUUAAACGGCAUGUUAUUUCCAUUCAUACAAAAGACUACCCUCACCGUUGUGAGUACUGCAAGAAAGGGUUCCGAAGACCUUCGGAAAAGAACCAGCACAUAAUGCGGCAUCAUAAAGAAGUGGGCCUGCCCUAAUAAUACUUCUACGGACGUUUGUGGAGAUGCUGGCCUUGAAGCAGAAAAUUCAUUUUAAAGCCAAUCAGUCUUGUUCACAUACAAUACUGUAUAUUGAUUUAUUCUGUGUACAAAUAGAAUAUUGCUUGUAGUUGACUUUUUUUUUUUUUAACAUUUUGUUCAGUAGUGUGUUCUGAAUUCUAUUCAGUUUGUUUAAUUAAUGGGGAAAAGCAGCAACAAGCAAGUUGCUUUUAAUGAAGUAAUCCUUGCUUCUAUACUGAAAUUUUCUAUUAGUUUUAUAUUUAUUUAAAUAUUUACCUUGCUUAUUAUCUUGAUGGUACUCUUCUAAGACCAUUUAACAUAAAGCUAGGGUAACUUUAGAUUGAGUCAACAUGAUCACUUUCAGAGUAACUAUCUUCCCCC